UCGGCACGCAAAUAAUAUCGAUAAAUACCGGUUAGUCAUUAAGGAUCUCUAUAAAAAUGUCACGUCACUCUGUCCUUGUUAAAAGCUUGAAAUUUUUUACUUGAAAGUGUAAUUUUGCAAGUGUUGUAUAGAAAUGGCAUGAAAAUGAAUGAUUGGAGGAAGAUCCUUUCAGGAGAUUUCCCAUCUCUGGGACGUGAUAUGAAACGAUGUUAUUGAUCGUUUGGUGUGAAGUUUAAUGUCAUGCAAAGGACGAUGAGUCGGUCAGAGGGUUGAUUAUGUCCCUCGCGAGUACAGAGAGUUGAGAAUAAUGUGGAAAUGCGCGGUGCUGGUGUACCUAGUGGCCAGUUUUGUUGGUGGAGACAGGAGUGAUGUCUUGAUUGAUAUCGAAGGAUCGUCUUGGCUGCAGAAUGAACACCUCGGCGAGAUGAUUGAUCAUUCCUUCGAGGGCUCCAGGUGUUGCAAUGUCUUCGUCAAGGGGGAUAAUCGUGCACUUUUCCGACAGUUCAUCGAAUUAUAUGGGCAUGAUUACACCCUGGGGGCAAUCAAUCGCAAGUGUUAUGCGUAUUUUUUACUCGCCAAAGAUCCGGCGCACCUCAUCGCCGGCAUUGCAAAAAUUCCUACAAUUAUCGCAUUGACCCAAAUUCUCGUGAUUGUCGAUGCUGAAAUUACGGAGAAUUCUCGUCUAUUCAAUGUCUCAUUUUAUAAGAACGCGAACGUGAAUAUUAUUUCGCGAUCAGGCAUGUGGAGCCUAUCCGAGAUGUUCCUCCGUCCCAGAAUAUUCAAAAAUGUAGUCAGACCCUCAGAUAUGAGACACAGCCGGGGGAUUGUUAACUUGGAAGGCCGGCAAUUACAGGUCGCCACAUUUUAUGUCCCACCCCUGUCUUAUCUAUCAACCAGUGAUAACAAAACGGUGGAACAAGUCGAGGGGGAAUUUUUCUCAUCAAAUAAUCCACUGGAAUGGGACGGGGUUGAGGUGAAAUUAUUUAUGAUGAUGGCGAAGCGAUUGAAUUUUACGUGGAUGAUUCGAAAACCCAACGGGGGAUAUCGAUAUGGGAGAGCCAGGAAUUCCACGUGGGAGGGAGGAAUGAUAGGUCAAUUAUUCAGGAAAGAAGUGGAUCUUGCGUUUGGGGGAAUUUGGUUCAUGCACGAUCCGUACAGAUAUGUGAAUUUAUCAGUGCCCUGGUAUCAAGUGUCGAUUCACUUUCUGGUACCCCGACCCCAACCGAUCACCAACUUCUGGGCCCUAACCAGACCAAUUACCGUACAUGUCUGGAUUGCAGUGGUCACUACUGUCAUUGUCCAGAGCCUCCAUGUUUGGGUGAAGGCGUGGAUCAACCCUAAAGUACCUUCAAGAUUCAGAAGUUUCGCCAAUACCCUGACGGAAUUGAUCGGUCGACUGGUGGGCUUGUGGGCCCCUCAAAAAACCGAUGGCCUCAGAGUUCAGCUACACCUCUGGCAUUUCGCUGGACUUCUGAUUGUCACAGCUUAUUGCAGCAGUCUGGCUGCAAGACUCACCACUCCAGACUACGAGAACAGAAUCGACACACCUGACCAAUUUCUGAAAACUAAUCUGACGUGGGGGCGAGAGGGCCCAAUCCCCAAGUUCGAUGACUACUUCGAGGAGAAGUACCGUGAAAAAAUGAUGAGAAAAUUCAAGAGUGAAAAAUCGCUGGACGACAGGAAAGAAAAAAUAGACCGAGGAAAUUACGCCAUCGUUGGAAGAAUCAUCAAUUGCAUUUUCUUUCCCGAGAAUGACGUCAGCGCAUCCGAUCUUCGAGAUUACAGAGUGAUGAAAGAACCUUUCGGAAAAUACUACCUCUCAUUCGCGACUCAGCCCUGGCUUGUGUUGUCACUCAAUAAAAUGAUGACAAGAUUGAUAGAGCACGGUUUCACCGCCUUCCACUUGAAAGAUGUCAUUCACAGAAGAACGAGUACAAGUCUCCGAGAAGUUCUGAUUGAGCGCGAUGGUGAUAAUUCAGAUGGACCAGUUCCCUUGAAACUGAAACCCCUGGGGGCAGGGUUCAUCGUCCUGUUCCUCGGUCUCACGACAGCAACAAUCGUUUUCUACUUUGAAAUCAGGAGAAAGGACAAUGAUAAAUGGCCGUCCCGGCACCAUCGGAGAAGGCCUGAACACAAUUCAAAAAAUUGGAAUACUCGGAGAAGACCGCGGAACCCAUGUUCCAGAUUGAAUCCCGCAGCUGCACCGAAGACUGAAAUAUGGAGAAAUGGACCGAACGUUUCAAGCGAUUUCUUUCUCCUUCGUAAUCGUAACUCAAACCAAAUCAUUUUUCUAGAUGUACGCAUCCAUGAAUAAAUAAAUUAUUUAAAAUACUCACA
Molecule: messenger RNA, 2337 nt
Organism: Fopius arisanus
Lineage: Eukaryota; Metazoa; Arthropoda; Insecta; Hymenoptera; Braconidae
Product: glutamate receptor U1
Exons: 12
Coding region: 308-2314 (668 amino acids)
Cellular component (GO): membrane
Molecular function (GO): ligand-gated monoatomic ion channel activity
Source: RefSeq, a predicted model, not a curated record